This is a messenger RNA of Microplitis mediator, 863 nucleotides long. RefSeq names its product MOB kinase activator-like 3 (gene Mob3). Gene Ontology annotation, cellular component: cytoplasm; nucleus. Gene Ontology annotation, molecular function: protein kinase activator activity. NCBI's taxonomy places the organism in Eukaryota, Metazoa, Arthropoda, Insecta, Hymenoptera, Braconidae. The coding region runs from base 150 to 863 and encodes 237 amino acids. The transcript is spliced from 4 exons. Gene Ontology annotation, biological process: positive regulation of protein phosphorylation; signal transduction. The record is from RefSeq and is a predicted model, not a curated record.
UCGAGAUAUCGAGAGUUUGUUACUUCGAUUAAUACAUUCAUAUGUUUUUUUGUACUCCAUUUUGUACUUUGUAUACUAAACUAAAUAAAAAUAUAUUUAAAUUUAAUUGUUUAUAAUAAAUAAAUAAAUAAUUUUAUUUUUUUAAAUAAAUGGCCUCGCUAAGUGGAUUCGUUGAAUUUUUUCAAAAAGGAAAAACAUUUAGGCCGAAAAAAAAAUUUACUCAUGGGACAUUAAGAUAUUCUUUAUAUAAACAAGCCCAGGCAUCAUUAAAUUCAGGUAUAAAUUUACGGGCUGCUGUAAAAUUACCACCUGGUGAAGAUUUAAAUGAUUGGAUUGCAGUACACGUGGUGGAUUUUUUCAACCGUAUAAAUUUAAUUUACGGAACAAUAUCUGAGUACUGCGACUCGACAUCAUGCCCGUCAAUGAGCGGAGGUGCGAGAUUUGAAUAUCUAUGGGCGGAUGGUGAUAAAUAUAAAAAACCAAUGGCAUUGCCGGCUCCUCAGUAUAUAAGUCUGCUUAUGGACUGGAUCGAAGCGCAGAUAAAUAAUGAGUCAGUAUUUCCGGUGAGCACGGACGUGCCGUUUCCUAAAACAUUUAUUAGUCUGUGUAAGAAAAUUCUCACGAGAUUGUUCCGGGUGUUUGUUCAUGUUUAUAUUCAUCACUUUGACCGGAUAGUCGCUAUUGGAGCUGAAGCUCAUGUUAACACAUGUUACAAACAUUUCUACUACUUCGUCACGGAGUUCGAUUUAAUAAAUACCAAAGAACUUGAACCAUUAUCAGAAAUGACAUCAAAAGUUUGCAAAGACACUCCAGCACAAUCGCAGUCCCACUCGCCGUCCACAAGCAGCAGUGCGUCCAGGUAG